Molecule: messenger RNA, 2731 nt
Organism: Arachis stenosperma
Lineage: Eukaryota; Viridiplantae; Streptophyta; Magnoliopsida; Fabales; Fabaceae
Product: vacuolar protein sorting-associated protein 35B-like
Exons: 22
Coding region: 156-2534 (792 amino acids)
Biological process (GO): intracellular protein transport; retrograde transport, endosome to Golgi
Cellular component (GO): retromer complex; late endosome; retromer, cargo-selective complex
Source: RefSeq, a predicted model, not a curated record
UGCAUUAAAUAAACGAACACGUAAUUCCGCGAAAACAAAAACAAAAACAAAACUCCACGGGGGGCGUCAAUGAGCUUCACCCGAGAUUCAACUCCAACGUCUGAAACCCGCAUCAUCGAGGUAGAUCUGAGAGUAGUGAUCAUCCAAAAUCGAAAAUGAUUGUUGCAGAUGGAAUCGACGAUGAAGAGAAGUGGCUGGCGGAGGGCAUCGCCGGCGUUCAACAUCACGCUUUCUUCAUGCACCGCGCCCUCGACGACAACAAUCUCAGGGACGCUUUAAAAUACUCCUCGCUAAUGCUUUCCGAGCUUCGAACUUCGAGGCUCUCUCCUCACAAAUACUAUGAACUGUAUAUGAGAGCGUUCGACGAGCUUAGGAGGUUGGAGUUGUUCUUCAAAGACGAGAGCAGGCAUGGCGUUUCCAUUUUUGAUCUCUACGAGCUUGUUCAGCACGCUGGAAAUGUAUUGCCUAGAUUGUAUCUCCUUUGCACAGUGGGGUCAGUGUACCUCAGGUGUAAGGAUGCUCCUGUGAAGGAUGUUCUUAAGGAUCUGGUGGAAAUGUGUCGUGCGGUUCAGCACCCAAUUCGCGGCCUGUUUUUGAGGAGUUACCUUGCUCAAAUCAGCAAGGAUAAAUUACCUGAUAUUGGCUCUGAAUAUGAUGGAGAAGGGGAUUCGGGCAAUGUCAUGGAUGCUGUUGAAUUUAUCCUACAAAAUUUCAUGGAAAUGAAUAAGCUUUGGGUUCGAUUGCAACAUCAGGGACCUGGUCGGAUAAGAGACAAGAGGGAGAAAGAAAGAAAUGAGCUUCGCGAUCUUGUUGGAAAGAAUCUUCACAUUCUCAGUCAGAUAGAGGGUGUGGACCUUGAAAUGUACAAAGACACUGUCCUUCCGAGUGUCUUAGAGCAGGUUGUCAAUUGUAAAGAUGAGCUUGCCCAAUUUUACCUCAUGGAGUGCCUAAUCCAAGUUUUCCCAGAUGAGUACCACUUGCAGACUCUUGAGACACUUCUUGGUGCUUACCCCCAACUGCAGUCAACAGUAGACAUCAAGACCAUAUUAUCUCAGUUAAUGGACAGGUUAUCAAAUUAUGCUGCUUCAAAUGCUGAAGUGCUGCCCGAAUUUCUGCAAGUGGAAGCUUUUACCAAACUAAGCACGGCAAUAGGCAGGGUGAUAGAAGCACAGGCUGACAUACCUAUUGUUGGAGCAAUAUCUUUGCAUGUCUCUCUUCUGACAUUCACUCUCCGUGUUCAUCCUGAUCGGCUUGAUUAUGUGGACCAAGUGCUGGGAUCAUGUGUCAAGAAGCUUUCUGGAAAACCAAAGCUUGAUAAUAGAGCAACGAAGCAAGUUGUUGCACUUUUAAGUGCUCCACUGGAUAAAUACAAUGAUAUUGUGACAGCCCUUAGACUUUCUAAUUAUCCGCGUGUAAUGGAUCAUCUUGAUAACCAAACAAAUAAAGUGAUGGCUAUGCUUAUUAUCCAAAGUAUUAUGAAGAAUAACACUCUCAUAUCUACUGCUGAUAAGGUUGAAGUUUUAUUUGAAUUAAUAAAAGGGCUUAUUACAGAUUUGGAUGCCACAACUGUGGAUGAGGUUGAUGAAGAGGAUUUCAGUGAAGAACAAAAUUCUGUUGCUCGGCUCAUACACAUGCUUCAUAACAAUGAUCCAGAGGAAAUGUUUAAGAUACUAUGUAGUGUAAAGAAGCACAUUAUGAGAGGAGGACCAAGACGUUUACCUUUCACAGUUCCUUCCCUUAUUUUUUCUGCACUUAGGUUGGUCAGGCAAUUACAAGGACAAGAUGGAGAUGUUGUGGGUGAAGAAGUUCCAACGACACCAAAAAAGAUAUUUCAGCUUUUAAAUGAGAUCAUUGAAGCCCUUUCUUCUGUAUCAUCUCCCGAACUGGCCUUGAGAUUGUACCUGCAAUGUGCUGAGGCUGCUAAUGACUGUGACCUUGAGCCUGUUGCAUAUGAGUUUUUCACCGAAGCAUUUGUGUUAUAUGAAGAAGAAAUUGCAGACUCUAAAGCCCAGGUAACUGCAAUACAUCUUAUUAUUGGGACACUUCAGAGGAUGAACGUCUUUGGAGUCGAGAACAGGGAUACGUUAACUCAUAAGGCCACAGGGUAUUCGGCAAAGCUUUUGAAGAAACCUGAUCAGUGCCGAGCAGUUUAUGCGUGCUCACAUCUCUUCUGGGUCGAUGAUCAAGAUGGUAUUAAAGAUGGAGAGAGGGUAUUGCUUUGCCUUAAGCGUGCAUUGAGGAUCGCAAAUGCUGCGCAGCAAAUGGCCAAUGUAGCAAGGGGUAGCAGUGGUCCAGUAACGCUAUUUGUUGAAAUACUAAACAAGUACAUAUACUAUUUUGAGAAAGGAAACCCACAAAUCACAAGUGCAACGAUUCAGGGGCUGAUAGAAUUAAUCACAACCGAGAUACAAGGUGAUUCUACAUCUGCUCUUCCAACUUCGGAUCCCUUCUUUACAAGCACAUUGCGGUACAUACAAUUCCAAAAGCAGAAAGGUGGUAUACUGGGUGAGAAAUAUGAAUCUAUCAAGAUCUGAAUCCCUUGGUUUUUCAAGAUGCACAUAUUGUGUAAGUAAUGCCAACAAACCAAGCAUGUAGUUUUAACAGUGUUUCAUCAUUAAAUUUGUUCGCAGUGAUGUAGUGAUGGCCAUUUGUUUCAUCACUUGUGCAUUAAAUUUGUUCGCAGUAGUGUCGUCAUUGCCAUUCUAAAGCAAAAUUGGCAUUUGCAGUUUAA